Messenger RNA from Neurospora tetraspora, 762 nucleotides. RefSeq lists its product as uncharacterized. The record is from RefSeq and is a predicted model, not a curated record. Lineage: Eukaryota; Fungi; Ascomycota; Sordariomycetes; Sordariales; Sordariaceae. The coding region runs from base 1 to 762 and encodes 253 amino acids. The transcript has a single exon.
AUGCACCGAGAAGAAUAUCUUGUCCAAAGUGAAUGGACGGAGUAUUUUGCCAAUGCGCCGCCCGCUUUCAAACCACGGAAACUUGUAAAAGAUCAAGACCUCAACAACACAAUCUCCGACAAGGACUGCCAGCUCUGUUUCAAGGAAGCCAAGGCCAGCGGUGACAUUAAAAGAUGCCAAGUCUGCUGUCGUGUUGCGCACCAGCAAUGCCAUGACAUUUAUCGUACGCGCAAAGGAGCAUGCGAAGGAAACACGGGAUGCCCACUGUGCUGCCCACAUUGUCCUUGGAACCCCAGCAAUCGAGAACCGAAGGCCGAACCACUUUCCUUGGCAACGAAGGAAGAACCGGGGCUUCCUGGAGUGAAGUCAGAGAUCAUUGAUGAUAUCCCGUGGACAACAAUGGCGAAGAAGAAUCAGAUGUUGGAGAAGAAGGUCCGCAAGCUCCGAGGUCAGCUCCGAGGUCAGUGCCGUCGAAAGCAAACCAGCCGCACCAUGACAGACAGGCAGUACAAGAGACUGGUUGCGAAGACCGGGGGAAGGGUCGCAAAUUAUCGAGACAACAAGGGCACUAUGUGCAAGAAAAAUGCUCCCAAAAAGGAGGAAGCAUGCGUCAAGGAAGAGAGAAAGGCCCACAUCUUCCAAGAGCGAACGACGCCAGUGAAGCAGACCGUGAAAGAGGAGAGGUGUGUCAAGAUGGAGGAAGAAUCGGAGCCAGCGGUAGUGAUUGUCAAGGUCGAGCCAAGACGUAAAGUCAAGUCUUAG